This is a messenger RNA of Meleagris gallopavo (turkey), 2319 nucleotides long. The record is from RefSeq and is a predicted model, not a curated record. Lineage: Eukaryota; Metazoa; Chordata; Aves; Galliformes; Phasianidae.
AUGAAGCAGCCUGAGCUGGCCCAGCGUGUCACCUCCUGCCAGCUGCCAUACCCUGCCGAGCCGCCCCAGGAGGAGGCAGCUUGGAGGGGCUCUGAGGGCACAGCGCUGCAGGAAAACAUUCUGCUCCUCUGUGGGAGCCUAGGGACGGGUGGCCUCUGGGACAUUGGGUAUGGGGCUUGCAGUCAUUCUGAUGUCCCUUUGCCUCACAGACUGGAGGAGGUUCCCCUCGAGGUGUUGCGGCAGCGUGAGUCCAAGUGGCUGGACAUGCUCAACAACUGGGACAAGUGGAUGGCCAAAAAACACAAGAAGAUCCGGCUGCGGUGCCAGAAGGGGAUCCCACCCUCAUUGCGGGGCCGAGCGUGGCAGUACCUCUCCGGCAGCAAGGUCAAGCUGGAGCAGAAUGUUGGCAAGUUUGAUGAGCUGGAUCUCCUCCCGGGGGAGCCCAAGUGGUUGGAUGUGAUCGAGCGGGAUCUCCAUCGGCAGUUCCCCUUCCACGAGAUGUUUGUCUCACGUGGAGGCCACGGGCAGCAGGACCUGUUUCGGGUGCUGAAGGCCUACACUCUGUACCGCCCAGAGGAGGGCUACUGCCAGGCCCAGGCCCCGAUUGCUGCUGUCCUGCUCAUGCACAUGCCAGCCGAGCAAGCGUUCUGGUGCCUGGUGCAGAUCUGUGAGAAGUACCUCCCCGGCUACUACAGCGAGAAGCUGGAGGCCAUCCAGCUGGACGGGCAGAUCCUCUUCUCGCUGCUGCACAAGGUCUCACCCGUGGCCUACAAGCAUCUGAGCAAGCAGAAGAUUGACCCCAUCCUGUACAUGACGGAGUGGUUCAUGUGCGCCUUCUCUCGCACGCUGCCCUGGAGCUCCGUGCUGCGUGUCUGGGACAUGUUCUUCUGUGAAGGGGUGAAGAUCAUUUUUCGUGUGGGCCUGGUGCUGCUCAAACACACCCUGGGCUCCUCAGACAAGCUCAAGUCAUGCCAGGGCCAGUACGAGACCAUGGAGCGGCUGAGGGCCCUCAGCCCCAAGAUCAUGCAGGAGACCUUCCUGGUGCAGGAGGUGAUCGAGCUGCCGGUGACAGAGCGGCAGAUUGAGAGGGAGCACCUGAUCCAGCUGAAGAAGUGGCGUGAGACACAUGGGGAGCUGCAGUGCAAGUCCCCCCCGCGCCUGCACGGUGCCAAGGCCAUCAGCGAGGCCGAGCCCCCCACCCGCAAGGCACUGGAGCCCGUGCCCUCCAUCAUCGUCCCCCCCGGGCCCGCCCCGGUGCCCAAAGCCCGUAAGAGCAAGGAGAAAAACCGUGAGAAGGCCUCCAGCAGUCCCACCAACAGCCCCGGGGCUGAGGGCAACGGGGCUCCCGGCUCUGCCCGUGAGCUGCUGCACCCCCAGAGCUCCCCCCACCACCAGUCCAAGGAGAGCUUGUGCUCACGGGAGAGCGAGGACACGUACUUGUAGGGCCGGCGCAGCCCCACGGCCGGGCUCAGCUGGGCUGUGUUCGGACCCGGGCUCCAGGACGCUGUUCCCUCUGUGGCCGAGGACAGGAGGGGACCCCAGGGUGGGAGGGAACCCUCGUGGCGCCUGGCAAUGGGGGCUCGGGGCUGGAGGGAGCAGGACGUGGCCGAUGCGGGCUCGUGUGGCACCGUGGGGGCACCGUCUGGGUGCCCAUUUAGGGUCCCGUGGGGUGACAGGUGGGAGCUCAACCCAGCGCGGUGACACGGGGACGCAUCCAGCCAUGCUGUCCCCAGCCCUGCAGGGUGCUGGCACCACGGUGGUGGGAGCCCUGGCACAGGGUGGCUGAGCCACCCGAGCUCCCCUGCCGCCCCUCAGGGGCCAGGCACGAGACCCCCUCCUCAUCCCCUCACCCCCCCUGCAUCCCUUCCCCCAUCCCCUGCCCACCCCACACUGUCGGGGCAAAACCCAGACCCAGUUGCCCAUUGCUUGGGGCUGGGGGUACGUGAGGAGUCGGGAGCAGCCACUGCCCCCCCUUCCCCUCCUCUUUAUCUAGUGAGGAUGUAUCAAGCUGUAGCCCAAUAUGUAGUAUGAAUUUACCUAUUCACUGAGCCUAUUUAUUAUUCCUCCGUGGCAGUAACUCUUGCAGGCUGGGGGCCGAGGUUGGGAACUGCAGGCGGGACGCACCGGAGGCAGUGGGAUUCGAAAGCAGACCCCGUGCCCUGCAGGGCCGAGGUGAGCCGGGGCUGCGGGUGCUGCCCGCUGCGGGGUCCCCUCUUAUCCCCCCUACCCGUCGCCGUGGGCAGGGGGAGGCUUUGUAAAAUACAGCGGGGCAACGUGGUUUUGUACAAAGGGGAAAUAAAGCAGGAUUGUGUAAAGGCG